UUGUCAUGUGAUUUGUCUUGUGAUCCCGGCAAGAUAACUUUGUGCAGCUUUGAACAGUUAAGAAUGGAGCGGAUUUUUGUUACCCUGUCAGCUUUGCUUUGUGCAUUUUCCAUUACCCAAGCAGAGUACCUAAAGUUUACCAAACAUUACGAAGAUGACGUGUAUGAAUUCAUCAACUUUCUGAAGAAGCCUUUCUUACCAGAGCGUUUCAAGACACUGGAGUUCUUUCAGAAAGCGGGUUUGGACCACAGCAAGAGGUUGACAGCUUUCUCCUUCAAGAACUGUGGAGGAAUGAUAGAUGUAAGAAGCCUGUCAGUGCAGCCUGACCCCCUCCAGUUCCCUGGAACCAUCACUUUCAGCGCUAGUGCUGCCCUCAACACCACUCUCUCAGCUCCCCUCAAUGCUAAAAUAGAACUGAAGAAGAAAGCUGCUGGAAUUUGGGUUCCACUUCCAUGCAUUGACCAGAUCGGUUCAUGCAGUUAUGGUGAUAUUUGUCAGUUGCUGGAGCAGAUUACCCAGUGUCCCCCUCAGCUCACUGCUAUCGGCAUUGAUUGUAAAUGUCCCAUUAAAGCAGGCAAGUAUACCUUACCAAGUAUGAGCCAGGACAUUGGGGCGGAAGCGUUUCCAUCGGGAGACUACGAGGUCACUGGUACGGUGACUGACAAGGACGGGAAAGUGGCGGCCUGUCUGGAGGUCCAAUUUGAAGAGUUGGAACAUGAAUUUCCCAUCGUGGAGCCCGAGGAACAUGAUGCCUAUCUGGUAGACGAGCAUCAGAUGAAAUUAAACGAUGAGUCUGAACUCCUAAUGGACCUUCUCUUCCGCAAUGCCCUCCCCGAGAGAUUCAGGGGAGAAGAUUAUUUCAAAACAGUUGGUAUAAAGAAGUCAUCCCGGGUGGAGGCUUUUCAGUGGCAGAACUGUGGCAAUAACGACCCCGCCACUGUGAUGAGCCUAUCCGUGACCCCUGACCCCUUACAGUUCCCUGGCACUGUCAACAUCGCUGGCAAGCUCCAGUUCAACUCGUCGUUUGCAGCACCACUUCCGGCUAGUCUCGUGAUAUCCAAAAAAGCCGCCGGAGUUUGGAUCAAGCUCCCCUGUAUAGACAACUUUGGGUCAUGUGACUACCCCGACCUGUGUCAGAUCUUGAGUAGCGUAGGCGACUGUCCUGAUCCGAUUACUUCCUCUGGUCUGGGAUGCCAAUGCCCCUUCAAAUCCGGAACCUUUGAUGUAAAUGGCGUGUCUUUUGAUGUGGAUGCUUCUGCCUUCCCGUCCGGAGAUUACAAAAUCAGGGGAUCUUUGACGACAGCAGGAAAAGAGGCAGCCUGUGUCGAGAUUAUCAUUACCAUCAGUUAAUAUCAUUUCAUUUAUAUAAUAAACUUGAUUUAUAAAGUA
Molecule: messenger RNA, 1389 nt
Organism: Magallana angulata
Lineage: Eukaryota; Metazoa; Mollusca; Bivalvia; Ostreida; Ostreidae
Exons: 8
Coding region: 64-1350 (428 amino acids)
Biological process (GO): ganglioside catabolic process; lipid transport
Cellular component (GO): cytoplasmic side of plasma membrane
Molecular function (GO): lipid carrier activity; enzyme activator activity
Source: RefSeq, a predicted model, not a curated record